CAGCACAUUGAGGCUCAAGACAAGCAGGAUGGUUCGCUGUCAUGAGUAUGGACGUAAUUUGUUUUUUCAGAUUCAAAUUACUUGCCUGGACAAUUUUUAUCUCUUCGCUAUUCGUGAUCCAUGGUGCAUCUCCUUUGGGGCUCCUUCCUGCUGCGGAUCCAUGCACACCAAAUCCUUGCCAAAACCGAGCCUUGUGUGAAAAGCGUGAAGAUGGCUACGCAUGCUUCUGUGUGCCGGGUUUUCAGGGUGCUCAUUGUCACAUUGAUGUCAACGAAUGUAUUUCCCAGCCCUGCAUGAACGGAGGCACCUGUGUGGACAAAGUGGGCCUCUUCUACUGUCUGUGUGCCCCUGGGUUCACUGGGGCCACUUGUGGGGUCUGGAUUGAUGAGUGUCAAUCACAGCUGUGUCUCAAUGGCGGCAGUUGCCACAACAACGUCGAUGGCUUCAUUUGCACCUGCACGCCUGGUUUCCAAGGACACCGUUGCGAAAUCAACAUCAAUGAGUGCCAAAAUGAGCCAUGCCCAAAUGGAGCUCUGUGUACAUAUGGAGUGAAUGGACAAUGUGAGCGCGUGGAGCAGCACUGUCACUCUCAGCCCUGCUUCAACAGCGCCAUCUGUAUGGAGAUUCAGGGUCAUUACAUCUGUCAAUGCUUGCCAGGGUUUGAGGGAACACUCUGUGAGCUAGACAUCAAUGAGUGUGGCAGUAACCCGUGUUUAAAUGGGGGCCGCUGCAUUGAGAGGUCGUGGCAGAUUCUUUUUGGCAUUGAGCCACUGCUCCCUGAACACUACGACCCUCAAAAUGCUGCAGGCUACAUUUGCAGCUGUCCUUCAGGAACGAAAGGUUCCCUCUGCCAGGAGCUAAUAGAUCACUGUGAUCCUAGCCCCUGCCAGAAUGGUGGGCGGUGUGAGAGCCAUGAUGGGGGCUAUACAUGUCACUGCAAUAAACAGCGUAGGUAUGGCUACAUUUAUGGAGGUGCAACCUGUGACGUGAAGUUGGUGGGCUGUGACGGCCACGAGUGCCAGAACCGUGGCUCCUGCAAUCCCUUCCUGUUGGAUGGAACUCAUGGCUACACCUGCUCCUGCUCACCCGGGUUUACCGGCCCCCUCUGCAAGACUCCCACCACCUUCUCAUUUGAACGUAGUGGUUACCUUCUGCUACAAAGCCCCUUUGUGGAUGCUGAGAUUUCUUGUAAUAUCACUCUUAGUUUCAAGACAGUGCUGCCCAGGGCUAUAUUGUUCCAGCGGAGCAUCAGGGGGCUGCUGCUGUGCCUGGAGCUGCAAGAGGGGCUGCUUCACCUCACACUGAGAAGGCAAGCUUCUGCCGGUAUCCAAGUACCGAGUCGAAUUGGGGCGUUGGAGCUGUCACACGCAGUCACGGAUGGAGAGUGGCACACUGUAGAGGCCGUCCUCACAAACUGGGUGCUCAGUCUGAGACUUUUGGAUAAUGCAGACAAAUGUGACCGGCAGCUAUGUUACAAGGUGGCUGCAGUCCAGGGUAACAUGAAUGGCCAAGUGUCACCUCCUCAGAACACCUUCAUUGGAGGAGUGUUAAAGGACUCAAGCGAAGAACACUCAAUUCCGGCCUUCAUUGGGUGCAUGCGGGAUGUCUUGGUGGACUGGCAACUGAUCGUCCCUGAGGAGUGGCUGAGUGACUCUGCUGUCAAUGUGUCUCCUGGCUGCAGUCACCGGGAUCGCUGCUUGGAUGAGCCUUGCCAAAACAAUGGGCUGUGUGUCAACUUGUGGCAGAGCUACCAGUGCCAGUGUCCAAGGCCUUAUGAGGGGCAGGACUGUGAGGAGGAACAUGUGACUGCACGCUUUGGGAGCGAGGACUCACUCAGUUACGCUGCCUUCAACGUCACGGGUGACUCAGGUCAGGACCUCUCAAUCUCGCUCUUCUUGCGCACACGGAAGCCUGGCGGCCUCCUGCUGGCUUUGGGUAACAGCAGCCAGCAGUUCCUGCACGUGUGGCUGGAGGACGGCAUGGUAACAGCUCAGCUCAGAGACAUCGAGAGCCUGAGGGGAGAGAGUGCAGUCAAUGACGGGGAAGUUCACUUUAUAAAUUUGGAGGUGGCGAACGGGCGGAUGACUCUGGAUGUGGCUGCUCAAAAACAAGCUGAGGUAGAGGUCAGUACUCAUGGGGUUCAAAUAGGAGACACUGUCUAUGUUGGAGGUUUGCUGGAAAGCGAUGCUACUGCACUUUAUGGGGGUCAUUUCAAAGGAUGCAUCCAAGACCUCCAGAUAAAUAAAAGAAGACUUCAGUUUUUUGGUUUGGACUCCUCUUCAAUGAGAACGUUCCCUUUGCAAGUAAUGGAGAAUGUAACUGCUGGAUGCUCUGGAGACAACACCUGUAGUAGAAACCCUUGUUUAAACGGGGGAAUGUGUUACUCCAUGUGGGAUGAUUUCACCUGCGCGUGUCCACCCAGCACUGCAGGCCGGCAUUGUGAAGAGGUCAGAUGGUGCGAAUUGUCUCCGUGCCCUGCAGACGCCGAGUGCAAGAUGCUCCAACAAGGAUAUGAAUGUUACUCCAAUACUACUUUCUUCAACGACAGCACUGUGCUGGUCUAUACAGGAAAUGGACACGUAUUCCGCAACCUAACCAACAUCUCUGUGAAUGUUCGAACCCGCAAACGUAGUGCAGCCAUUUUACAUGCAGAGAAGGGCUCGGCCUUUGUCACGGUCUCUGUCCAGGAUGGUUUCCUCUUCAUGGAGCUUCAAAGCUCCAUCAGUGAUGCAGAAGGGGUGGAGAAAGACAAGCAAGGAAUAUCCACAGUCAGCCUUAACAGCAUGAAAUCAAUCAGUGAUGGUGAGUGGCACAGUGUCCACUUGUUCAUGACUGCACCGUGGGCAAAUGUGUCUCAGUGGACUCUGGUGUUAGAUGAUGAAGUAGAUGACGCCAUCACCUCCAGCGAUCAAGGAGGCAACCUGGACUUUCUCAGGAAGGGAGUUGACAUCUUUCUGGGAGGUUUGGGCUCAGAUGCUGGGUGGUCCUUGGCCGGAUGCUUGAGCACAGUGGAGAUAGGCGGUAUUGCUCUACCUUACUUGAGCGCUUCUCAGGUGAACCUUCCACGUUUGCAGGAGGAGCAGUUCAUUCAGAAGUCACUCAAUCCUCCUCUGGUCGGUUGCACUGGGGCGUCUGUGUGCACGCCCGAUCCAUGCUUGAAUGGAGGGGAAUGCCAGGAUUUAUUUAACUACUACAACUGCAGUUGUCCUGAGGGUUGGGUAGGGAGGCACUGUGGCUUCUUCACCAACACGUGCGCAUCCGACCCUUGUGUCCAUGGCAACUGCAGUGUCAACGGGGCGGCGUACGAGUGCUCUUGUGAACUCGGAUACACAGGAGUUGACUGUGAGGAGGAGGUGGACAUCUGUGAAAACCAUCUGUGUGCUCAUGGAGGCACCUGCUUACAUGGGCCUGACAGAUAUGCCUGUCUGUGCCCUGAGAACUACACUGGACCUCUCUGCAAUGAACGGGUUGAAGAAAUUCCUUGGUACAUUGUUGUCAGAAAUGUGCGGCCCAGACUCCCUGUGUCUGUAUGUGGGGAUGACAUCAAAAACUACACUUGUUUUAAUGGUGGCAACUGCAGUGACCGUGAGUUGUCAUGUGACUGCCCACCUGGCUUCACCGGACACCGGUGUGAGCAGGAGGUGGACGAGUGCAAAUCCAACCCUUGUCUGAACGGAGGAUACUGCCGCAACCUGGUCAACAAGUUCCUUUGUGUGUGCGACAUGAGCUACGCCGGCGACAUGUGCCAGACGGACUUGACCUCUGAAGGCGUGACACCUCACCUUCUGCUGGCCAUCAGUCUGGUUUCUGUCGUCCUCCUGCUGGUUCUCAUCUUGACCUCGGCUGGACUGGCGCUUGCGCUGAACCGCCGAGCCACUCGUGGCACCUACAGCCCCAGCCGGCAGGAGAAAGACGGCUCUCGGGUGGAGAUGUGGAGCAUCAGCCAGCCUCUGCCUAUGGAGAGGCUCAUCUGAGUGGAAAUCAUCCAGCGUCACAUAGGAACCUGCUACAUGCUGGAACGAGGCCUACACAUUUGCAUAUGCGUGUGCUGCAAAACUGUAAAGGCAACAUCAUUCAUUCAUCUUGCUUGAAAUCGCUGCACCUGGCGGAUUGGGCAUCCUUCAUCUGAAAUAGAUUUGUGCUCACAGUAGAUAGUUUGUUGGCCUAAUCUAUAUUUGCAAUGUACACGCACUACAUUGUACAUAUCGAUUAAGCACUGAAUGGUUCGACUUAAAGUCAUCUCGAGGAAAAGAAGAAGACAUCAUUUGAAAUUUUCUGUAUUGUGUUUAAACAGGACUGUUGUCGAGCACCAUAAGCUUUUACUAGACUGCUUGUGUAAAACUGUGGCAACGCAUCCUAAGAUAUUGUUGACCUUUGGUGGUGAAAAUGCUGUAUGUAAUCUUUAUGUGGUCGUGCGUUUAAAAAUACAAAACAUUUUUUGGAAGAUGUAUUUAACGCUGCAGCAUCAUAAUAGGAGGAAUCUGUGUUUGAAUUUAGAGAAGCAUUUGGAUGUAGUUUAAACAUAUGCUAACUUCAUUCAAAUGUGUCCAGAGGUGGGUAGUACUGUAACACGUUACAUCUACUUGAGUAACUUUUUGCCCCCCAAAAUUUUCUUUUUACUUGAGUAGAUUUUUGAAGAAGAAACACUAUUCUUCGGCUUGGUUCAUACCGCAGCUAUUAAUGCACGGGUCCAAUUUUUUCAUGUUUUUCCGAAGUGAGUGAGGCAUUAACUUGCGGGAAAGGUUGCAGAGAAGUGGCCCAUUUCAAAUCCAUCUGGGUCACUCUCGUAUGUGGUUUAAAUCCAAUCUGGGCCACAUUUUUCCAGAUUGUGGUGGCGGUCUGAACUGUCAAGUCUCACAAAUUGGAAGUCAUGCAGCAAUUACGUCAACAAGAGCAACAAAAAGGCAGUCUGAACGAGCACGCCAAAAAAACAGAUAUGUGAAAAAAAUCGGAAUUGUGCAUUAAGACCUGCAGUAUUAACCUAGCUUUACUCCGUAACGUUGGGCUACACUAGAGUCAUUAGAGUAAUUUUUCCUCCUUAUUCUACAUAUUGACUUUAUUUUUGCCAGAGAUGCCGACAGUAGCGCUACCUGUUUCAACAAUGUUUUUUUUUUUUUCCACUAGAGGGCACUCAUGCUCUUUGGACGGGUAAUGGGUCAUAGUGUUCUUGUCUAAAUUUAAUGAUUUUUGUGUCAUAUUUUUGGCAUAAUAUGGUCAUGUAAUUGGCUCAGGAGGGAUCCACAACCAUCGGGCAGGGGACCGGUAUCAGUCCGUGGCGCAUUUGCUACCGGGCCGCAGAGAAAUAAAUAAUUUGUUAACGACCGCAAUCUAGCCGUGCCUCUUGAGUAGAGAUUCGCAAAUGUUGCCCUCUAGUGGUUGGACGCCAUUACUGGAGUGUUUGCACACCUAUAGACCCCAAUCACGUGACGUCACAACUCCGCCCCCCUGACUGGUGCCGCCAUUUUGUCCGUCAGCUCAUCGUGUUUACAUAUUACCGCUACGUACAUUCCUCCUAUUACUGCGUGUUUUUCUGCGUGUCUAAGGAAUCACCGCCUAGUAAACGAACCCAAAAACCUUCCUGACAAUCGUUAACAUUCAUUAAUCAAAAUGGUGAAGGCAUGUGUGGCGGUUGGUUGCAGUAACAGAGAAGAUAAACGGUCAUUUUGGUAGUUGCUGUGUGCCCAUUGUUAAAAGGGCAAAUCUCUAAAGCAGCACGAUUUGUUUAUCUCAGUCCAUGAUGCGUUUGUGUCGACAGCCGUUAGACAGCGGCGAAAACAUCAAUAUGAUGCCAGCACGAUCGCAGACAUCACCAG
This is a messenger RNA of Corythoichthys intestinalis (scribbled pipefish), 5813 nucleotides long. It is a transcript of the gene crb1, whose product is annotated as crumbs cell polarity complex component 1. Lineage: Eukaryota; Metazoa; Chordata; Actinopteri; Syngnathiformes; Syngnathidae. The record is from RefSeq and is a predicted model, not a curated record. Gene Ontology annotation, molecular function: calcium ion binding. The transcript has 13 exons. The coding region runs from base 42 to 3974 and encodes 1310 amino acids.